Molecule: messenger RNA, 1951 nt
Organism: Aspergillus caelatus
Lineage: Eukaryota; Fungi; Ascomycota; Eurotiomycetes; Eurotiales; Aspergillaceae
Product: histidine phosphatase superfamily
Exons: 1
Coding region: 317-1744 (475 amino acids)
Biological process (GO): dephosphorylation
Molecular function (GO): phosphatase activity
Source: RefSeq, a predicted model, not a curated record
GUCAACGGCUGCAUUACAAGUUCAUUCGGCAUUGACCGCCGUAGAAACUUGCCCCUUCAGGGUAUAUUAAAAAGAGGGGGAAAUAGCAUGGUUAAGUUUCUCACUAGAUGUGACCCCCUCCGUCAGUGUAGGGGGUCAUAAUGAUCACAUAACUUUCUCCGCGGUCAAUGCGAAGACCCCUACGAGUAUAUAUAAUGAACUACUAGUCCACACCCCACUUUCUUCCACUUCCCUCUCAGAAGCCAUACCGCAAAUUGCUGCUCCAGAUUCAGGGCUGCUGCGAGGUAGUAAGUCGUAAAGAAUCACACUUCAAACGAUGCGGCCUUCCUUCCAGCCUACCAGCCUCCUGCUGGCCUUGACGGCCAUGGACCUCGCUUCCGCAGAGAGGGUCCUGGGCGCAUACAUCUUCGCCCGCCAUGGAGACCGCACGCCCAAAGUGCUAGGAAACACCCGGCUCACCGACCUCGGAUACAGCGAGGUCUACCAAGCCGGCAGCUACUACCACGACCGGUACAUCGACGCAAGCUCCUCGCUGCAGAUCGAUGGCAUCAGCUCCAACAUCGUGAACCUAAAGCAACUCACCGCGUCCUCGCCCUCGGACGCAGUCCUCCAGAACUCCGGCGUAGCCUUCAUGCAAGGCGUCUACCCGCCGGUAGGGUCCUCGGCCAACGAGACCCUGGCCAACGGCACGACCGUCUCAGCCCCGUUGGGCGGCUACCAGCUCAUCCCCCUCAGCCUGGUCUCCACGGGCACAAACAGUGAGGACAACACCUGGCUGCAGGACGCAACGGGCUGCAACAACGCCAAGGUCAGUAGCAACAGCUACUACAGCUCAACCUUAUACAACGACCUCUACGACUCCACCGAGGACUUCUACCAGUCACUCUCGUCCAUGCUAGACGGCGCCUUCGCAAAGGACAAAAUGAGCUUCAAAAACGCCUACACCAUCUACGACUACCUCAACGUCGCCAACAUCCACAACACGACCAACACACCCACAACAGAACAGCUGGAGCAACUCUUCCUCCUCGCCAACAUCGAGCAAUACAACCUCGCCUACAACACCUCCGACACCGUCCGUGCCAUCGCAGGCUCCCAGCUCGCCGGCGAAAUGCUCCAGGGCCUCAACAAGACCAUCACCUCCAAGGGUGCCAACAAACUCAACAUCCAGUUCGGUUCCUACGGAACCUUCCUCUCCUACUUCGGGCUUGCUCAGCUUCCCGCCGCUGAUGUCAAUUUCACCGGAAUCCCUGACUAUGCGUCGUCUAUGUCUUGGGAGCUGAUCACCGAUUCCACUGCAGAUGGAUUCCCCGAUGCUUCGGAGAUUAAUGUGCGCUUUAUCUUCCACAACGGCACCAUUACUGGGUCCAACGACGCCCCGAAGGAAUUCCCUCUGUACGGUCAGUCGAGUGCCACGAUCCCAUGGUCGAAGUUCGUCGAGGAGACGAAGAAGAUUGCCGUCACCGAUACAGAGGAGUGGUGUAAGGUUUGUGGAAACACGGACGGUAAGUGUGCGUCGUAUAAUUCUGAUGGCUCGGGAUCCGAUUCCGCGGGUGCCACGUCGAAGAGUGGUGGUGAUGGUGUGUCUAGACCUGUGGCGGGUGUUAUUGGUGCCAUGGUCACUCUGGCUGUUAUCUUUGGUUUGGAGGCGCUGUUCCUGCUUGCGGGUGGUUUUACUAUCACUAAGAAGCGGAGGGCUGGGGCUGACGGGGUUACCUCUGUUGUUGCGGAGAACAAGGCCUAGAGUGAAUGUUGUGGUGACGUCUAAAAAUGGUUAAUGAAUUUUGGAAGGGGGGAAAUAGGUUUGAGGUUUUGUGAUGUGAUGGAUGACUUGUGGUCUUUAUGUUAUAAUGCUGUCUGAUGUUGCCGGUAACUGAUUAAGAUGCAUAAUAUGAGAAAUGAAAGUAAUGCGCUCAAACAAACAAGAAUCCAACAAGUAUUAAGCUCUUCA